GUUGGAUCUGCAUUUUUGAGUUCCGGGCUAGGAUCACACCUAAGCCAUGGUCGGUAAUUGAUCCUAUGAGUUCCAUGAACCGGCAUCCGAGCAUGAACGGUUUGUCCUUAUAUUGCUGGAUCCCAUACGUGAGCUCACGCGCGCACAAUGUCUUAAAAAAGUGCUCGUCUAUAAAAGCUCGGUUACAACAAGAAUCCCAUAGCCCAGCGGCUACAAUAUCCCUGUCAUUCCUGGAAAAUUUAGCUGGCACCCAGGCCAGUCUCCCGCCACACCAGGCGUUCCGGUAUGAGAAAAUUGUCGAUGAGCUACCUAUGGAACAGGUGACUAACAUGACAAGAAGCCUGCCUCCCUUAUCUCGCGCCCAAGCCGCCCGGACAGGGUUCAAGUUACGCGCCCAGGAAGUCCGGUGUAUUCAAGCCGGAGUAGAGUUUGACAUGGAGGCUGGCAAGGACCCGACAUGUGUCACAUCGUGCACGGCUCUGGACUCGGCCGAGGGGCUGCCGCACAGGCGUUGGACCUUACAUGUACAACCUGAGGUGAAUGUUCUCGAAAUGGGCGCGGCGCCCCCGGCAGACGUCCUCCUGUAUCAACGACCCGGUACACUCGUUUCCAUUGACUUACUGUCGGGAGGGCCCAUUCCCGUCUCAAGUUCUAGAAGCCACACACAAUUAAUGAAAAUCCAAUGGAUUUCCCUGGCUGCACUUUCGUUACGAUCGUUCUGUAGAGCCUUAAAUCGUUUUGGUAAUUAUGGAAUGCCCACGGGGGCUUAUUCUUCUCUGUAUGUGGAUGACAUUCAUGACCUCCAUGCCGCCUGUAACUGGAAAUACGGUGAUUUGAAACAAAUGUUCCCUACAUUUAUCAUGAAUCAUUUUGAAACUACAGAAAAAUAUGACCGGUUUGAAGGGACUGAUUACACCCCCUACAACUAUCACAAGUAUCCAAAGGACUCCUUCUGGGGCAGAAGGCUCAAAGCAGUGGAUCUCUCGAGCACCCCAAUACAAGGUGGAAUCUGUGAUGUGACACGUGCAAACAAUCGCCCCCUAACAAGCAAAGGAGGUUACGACUGGUGGCAAUACGCCGGGCAUAAUGCCUUGAACAUGAGUGACUUCACUAAGAGAGGCACGAUCGGUAUUACUGGACAUUACGUUGCCGGGAUAUCUGUAGAAAAUAAUCAGGUUUUGGAAUAUCCGCCCAUCCAUGUCCAUCACAUCCACCUGGUGCCGGAAAAGCCAUAUCUUCGUUAUCAGUGGCCUUCAAAAGUCGAGUCAUACACAGAGUUCAUCAAAGCCAUGAAGUUGAAAGCAGGUAGUGUAGACCAAUAUGUUCCAAAUUAUUUCGUAGAACAACACGGGGAGUGGGAUCCGUGUGAUAUCACAGAUCAGGUCUCCGGAUGCUUUGCCGAGAGUGCACCGGAUGGCUACACGCGUCUGAUUGACAUGGAGCUUGACCUCGAAGGCGAGGUGAAUGAUGCCAGAGAGCCACAUGCAUCAGCUUUGACUUGGUGGUUGGAGAUUGGUAUCGGCUGGACUUCUGAGCUUGCCGACCUCAAACCCUUGAGUUUCAUGGUCAUCAGUCCACGUACGAGAAUUACUACUGGGUUCCCACCGACAGGCAAACUUUGUCAUACUAUGAAGUUAGAGCUCGAUCUCAUGGCCCUGCCACGAAAUCAAGCAGGCGAGUGGAUGCACUACAAACUAACCACAUGCACCUCGACAAAUCCUUGGCUAAAUAAGAAGCCGGAGUCAAACAACGAACCAGGAAAAUGUCUGAAUACUCGGGUGGCGACGACGGUGGAUCUCGAUGAUCUUGGUUUCACAGACCUUGAUGAGGUUGAAACAUUUUUGAGAGCACGAAUGCUGGUACUUCCAGGCAUCGAGCCUCGUCUGAUCUGUGUUGGCAACAUCACCUGCAGACCAUGGCAGUUUAAGCGAGGAGAUCACUUUACUUCAAUCGCCUUUCACGAAUUUCAAGCAGAUGCCGUGGGUCCAUGGUCUCCUGGUGACGUGGAACUGUUACCCAUGCACAAUCAGUGGAACAUUAUGUAUACAGACUUGGACUACCCCGGUCAGUCCAACUAUCGAUUCUCUGCAGCUUUGUUUCGUGAAGCUAUUGAGUCAGUUCCCGAUGGCGCUGGACGAAUACUAUUGAAGCAUAUUCUUGAAACUGCCUGGUGGAAUACCACUCCCCACCCAAAUUCUGGAGUCUGGAUUAAGUCAUCAGCGAUGCUUACUCAAAUGAUGUUAACCUCUGUAUUUGCGCUCACGUUAUUUAUCACGGCAGCCUUCUGUGCCCUUGUGGGUUUGAUUUGCCUAUUCAGUAUGACACGAGGGCGUAGAGCCAAUCAAUCUUUUUUCGCCAAGGGAGCUACCCGAGAGGCUUACGAAGCAAUUGCUAAUGGUAUCGCGUGGCCCCAGGACCGGCGCGAGCGUCCGCCCCACCGGCGGGCGUUCGCGAAGGACGGUGUCGGCCAGGCGUGCGCCUUGACUUUUUUUUACCGUGCUAACGAUAAAAAGAAGGGCACUACAAUGGAAACAUCACAGCAUUUUUUAAAUAUGCCUUUCCAACUGAAGUCGACGAGCGCCCUUAAAACAAAAUUGCCCUUCAAAAAGAUUUUUGAUAAGGAAAACGUCUAUUCAAAGUGCUUCAACAAUUUCAUCAGCCCAUUCAAAUUCAAUACCGGAACAGACUUCCUUACCAAUAGCAUCAUUCAGUUCAUUGAGGUCGGGCCGUAA
Molecule: messenger RNA, 2732 nt
Organism: Aureococcus anophagefferens
Lineage: Eukaryota; Pelagophyceae; Pelagomonadales; Pelagomonadaceae
Exons: 12
Source: RefSeq, a predicted model, not a curated record